UCGUUUCUUCAGGAGACGAUAAAGGGAGCUGCUUCGUACAGUGAAGUAUCAAUAAGUGAAACAAGUCUCGAAAAUAUGUUCGGAGAAACAUAUUUACGGUUAGCAGCGUUGGUGUCAAUAUUGAUAGCAAGUGCACACGGAUACAUAGUGAAGGACGGAAAUUGCUCGUUGGUUUCCGCUGGCAUUCCAGUUGUGACAAACUUUGACCUACAGAAGUACCUUGGCAGGUGGUACGAGAUUGAACGAUACGAACAGGAUUUCCUGCGCGAUCUUGAGUGCGUGACGGUUGAGUACAAAGACAAUGUGGAGAAUGCAACAAUUGAGCUUAAAACCAAAGGCUAUUCGACCGAAAAAGAGGCCUACGCUUCGUUCACAGGAACCGCAAGAGUUUACGAUCCUCUUGGAAAACCUCCUGGAGGAAAGUUGAUAGUGAACUACGGAAUAAAAUCUAGCAACGAAUCCAACUACUGGAUUGUGGACACCGACUACACACGAUUUUCGAUUGUUUACACGUGUAUGCAAAUCGAUGGUUCCGAAUCGGUUAUCGAGGGAUAUUGGAUGCUAUCCAGGACACCGGAGCUAACAGAAGAACUACAGAUAACAGAGAAGCUGGAAUUUCUCAAAAAUACCUACUUUAUACCAUCGCACGUGAGAAGCACCAACCAAACUGAAUCACUAUGCCGGAAAGAACCCGAGAAGCAACCAGUUCCGGCUGCUUUGAUAUUACCACCACUGCCAUAGUUUCAGCUCCAGUCGGUUAGAUUAGUAACGUUAUCGUAUUAAUUAUAACUUUUCCAUCACUUUUACGAGCGAUUAUUAAGGUACGGAUAGACGAAGCUAUACGAUAUGCCAAUCGGAGAAAACUGGACACGUCAACAUCCUGUGUAAAAUGCGGUGUUUACCAGCACACAAAACACAGUAAUUUGCUGUUCAAUUAUAAAGUUUAGUGUAAAUAAUACGAAAAAUAAUUGAUGUAAUCUAGCAACUAGUUUACAACAUUGGAAACGUGCAAUAGUGUCCCAAGUAAAGAAAUGAAUUGAAAAAACAUACCGACGAAGAAUUCAAUUUGUCUCUGAACUUUUGGAAACCAAAUGAACGUUGUUAAAUCAACAAAAAAAUUAAACCAAAAUAAUCAUCAUUUAAGAGCCAUUUUGAUUUGAUUAAAACUUAAAGCACGUAUUUAGUAUGGCAUAUCAACAAUUCGACUGUAGACUGAUUUAUAGAAAAGAUGGUAAUUUUGCCAACAUUUUCCUCUAAUCUGUGUAACUCGGAAACCGAUAAUUACUCAAAAACAAAUACAUAGUACAUUCUCGCUGAAUACUUUCUCAAGGCCUAAAAUUUCGUCGGAAAAAUAAGCUUUAACAAUUUUUCAGAUUGAAAAUCAAUAAAUUUAUGUUCCACCUAGAAAAAAGUCAUUCUCGAGAAAUUUAGACGUGAGAUUCAAAGUACUUAGAUGAGCGGUUGAAAAAAAAUCGGAUAAUUGCAACUUAGUUUGGAAAACCCGUUUACGAAUUUUUGAAAGCAAAAACCGCAUAGAAAUAUUAAGUGCAAAAACCGGACUCGGAUUUUUCAAUGAAAGAAUCGUUUAAAAACUUUUUUUUUGCAAAAACCAGACAAAAAAUACUUUGAAUGCAAAAUCCGGACAAAAACUCAACCGGUUCUUCCAAAACAAAUGAUUUUAUUCGGUUAUCACAUUCAAUGAUUCUACCGAUUGCCGCCGUAAAAUCGUUAAUAAAAUUGUAAUAAAAUCCCAAUAAAUAAAAGUCUAAUAAAAAUCUCAUCACAAAGCACGAUUGUUGCAACUGUUUAAAAAAAAAGGAAUAUUACACUAUUUACUUGAAUUUCAUACACAGAAGUAGCACAAGCACAGGAUUAUCUUUAUCUGUGUAAUCUCAGCAAAUACAGUGACCACAAUCAAGAGCUCAAGCGCUACGUGUGCUUGAGACAAUAAAAGUCCUGCGCUCUUCUUACUUCUAUAAGUGGUAUUUUUGCAUUCAACUAGAAUUAACAAGAAACAAUUUUUUUGUCUUUAUAAUCAGUAGUCAGAGUGUAUUUUUCGCGGUUUUUUCAUUGCGUAUUGCUAUUGCGUAUUGGAAGCUCUAAAAAUAAAUAUCUGAAUAUCAUCACAUCCUAGAGUAAAUCGCUGAUUGGCUGAUAAUCACGAGAAUGAUAAUUUAUAAUAGUGUGCAAAUUUCUAGAACACAACUAUAGUGAUAUUGAACGAAAUGAUAUUUUCCUUAUACUCAGUGGGGAUUUUUGACUACUAUCAAGUCUUUGUUCAUGUACACUUUUUUCGUAACUCUUUUUACGAACCAAAUAACGUACACUUUUUCAUGAAGUAAAUUCUUAAUAACGUAUACUUUUUUACGAAUGACGAACCCCGCUUUAAAUCGUAAAUGGGGGUUCGAUGUAUUUGAUAAUUUCGCAGCACCGAUCAGAAGGAAUAGUUAAUUAGUAAAAAAUACACAUUCUAUCGCAUUUUUAUGUAGCUUAAUAGAUAAAGAAACUCCCUUCGGUCGUUAACGCACAGGUGUUGUGUAAAUCCGUCAUCCUGCAGAAUCAUCCAACACGUUCUGUGAGAUAUUUAAUCUUACCUCUGACCUUAAAUAGAACCAACAUAGGUAUUAAAUGUUUUGACUAGAAACCAAUUGAUCAAAAAGUCAUCUUUCAAUUUCUGGAAUAAUAUCAUCAGUUA
This is a messenger RNA of Malaya genurostris, 2695 nucleotides long. Its product is annotated as apolipoprotein D-like. The transcript has 4 exons. Lineage: Eukaryota; Metazoa; Arthropoda; Insecta; Diptera; Culicidae. Bases 76 to 741 code for a protein of 221 amino acids. Gene Ontology annotation, molecular function: pigment binding. The record is from RefSeq and is a predicted model, not a curated record.